AUGGAGAUGGAAUCUGCUAAUUUCUUCCAAUUUUCUAGUGCCUCAGAUUUCUCACCAGAGUCUUCUUUUGGCUCACUGGACUCUCUCUCAUGGGAAGAUGAAGAAGCACUCUUGCUUCCUUUCAACAACCCCAAUGAGAUGAUGAGUUUUUUACCAUUUGACAUGAAUGACUCUGGGGAGAUGCUGCUCUAUGAUGCUCUGGCCAAAGGGGCAAAAGAGACAUUUUCGUCUCAUGAUGACCAGGCCAAUUGCUUCAAUAUUGGAGUUGUUAAAGAAGAGGAGGUCACUUCCAAUAUUGCCCAUCAUCAAGCUUUUGAAGAGAAGCCCACAACGGAAAAGUCCUACAGAGGGGUGAGGAGGAGGCCUUGGGGAAAAUAUGCAGCAGAAAUUAGAGACUCGACAAGGCAUGGGAUUAGGGUUUGGCUUGGCACAUUUGAUAGUGCUGAGGCAGCUGCUUUGGCUUAUGACCAAGCUGCAUUUGCCCUAAGGGGUUCUUUGGCUGUGCUUAAUUUUCCAGCACAAGUUGUCCAAAAGUCUCUUCAAGACAUCAAGUAUAAGCAUGAUGAGGGGUGCUCCCCUGUGGUUGCCCUCAAGAGGAAGCACUCCAUGAGAAGAAAGUCAAUGUCUAAAAAGAGCAAAGCCAUUACCAGCCAACAAUGUACAGAGCAAAGAGUAAAGGAGGUUUCGCCACAAAAUAAUGUGAUGGUUUUUGAGGAUUUGGGUGUCGAGUAUUUGGAGGAACUUUUGGAACAAAGCUAUUAG
Messenger RNA from Prunus armeniaca (apricot), 762 nucleotides. Lineage: Eukaryota; Viridiplantae; Streptophyta; Magnoliopsida; Rosales; Rosaceae. The record is from the annotation of a GenBank genome assembly.